UCUCCCCACUUCCGUGCUUCCGUGAUUGGACGAGCAGAGACCGCCCCGUCCUGAACGUGGCGGGAGAAGAAAUGGAAUCUGCGAGGUAAACACAAGUUUAAAGUGUUCGUGGUGACAGAUGAUGAGCGGGUUACGAUCAGGGAUGCGUCAAAGCAAAAGAGGCGGAGGGGAAAUGAUAGAAUCUGCAAAAACAAAGCGGAAGAGGACAAAGACAGCGGUGAAGGAAGAGGAAACCACUGCCUCUCCAUCCUCGUACCACACCUUCACUGAUCCUGCUGAUGUGGUGCUGCUGCGCUCUGAGCUCCUGAAGUGGUACGACAGGGAGCAGAGAGAGCUGCCAUGGAGGACUCUGGCUGUGACAGAACCAGACCUCAACAUCAGGACAUAUGCAGUCUGGGUUUCAGAAAUCAUGCUGCAACAGACUCAAGUGGCCACAGUAAUAGAUUACUACAACAAGUGGAUGAAGCGGUGGCCGACUGUGCAGGAUCUGUCAGCUGCCACACUGGAGGAAGUGAAUCAGAUGUGGGCGGGUCUCGGAUACUAUUCCAGAGGAAGAAGACUUCAUGAAGGAUCUCAGAAGGUCGUGACAGAGCUGAAGGGACAGAUGCCUCAGACAGUUGACAGCCUGCUCAAACAGUUACCUGGUGUGGGACGCUACACUGCUGCUGCUAUUGGUUCUAUUGCACUGGGACAGGUAACUGGAGCUGUGGAUGGAAAUGUCAUUCGGGUGCUGUGUCGCCUGAGGGCCAUCGGAGCUGACAGCACCAGUCCUGCAGUAACUGAGGCUCUUUGGGAUCUAGCCAACACAGUGGUGGACCCAGACAGACCCGGGGACUUUAACCAGGCCAUGAUGGAGCUGGGGGCUCGAGUGUGCACCCCUAAAGGAGCAGUGUGCAGCCAGUGUCCUGUCCAGUCUCACUGCCACUCGUAUCGCAAGGUUCACUUCAAACAAGAACAAAACUCUAAGAAGCUUCUGGGGAAGCUGGAGGGGAAGACUUCAUCCCUGUCUGAUAUAGAAGAAUGUGUUAUCAGUGGAACAUGUCGGCUCUGUCCCUCGGAGCCCUGGGACAAUGCGUUGGGCGUUCACAACUUCCCCAGGAAGCCGGCAAAGAAGGCGGCCCGAGUGGAGCGAACUCUGACCUGUCUGGUGAUCAGACGUGGUGACGUGGGAGAGGACGAGUACCUGCUCACACAGAGACCAGACAAAGGCUUGUUGGCAGGCUUGUGGGAGUUUCCCAGUCUUCUGCUGGAGGAGGAGAGUUCUGAGAUGAAACAGAGGAAGGCGCUGUGUGCUGAGAUCAGCAGGAUGCUGGGAACUAGUCUGACUGAGUCCCUUCUCCAGCACAUCGGAGACGUGGUUCACAACUUCUCCCAUAUCCACCAGACGUAUGUGGUUCACAUCGUGCGCAUGAAAGACUUAGACACACAAACGCACACUGAAAAUACACAGUGGCUCAGCAGGGAUGCACUGCAGGAAGCUGCCGUGUCUACAGGAGUGAAAAAGAUUGUGAAGCUGUAUGAUUCUGUGGACGGUCAAAAAGAACAGACCUCUAAGAAUGGAAAGAAGCAAAAUGCAACUGGUGUCAAAAAUAACAAGAAGCCACAGGCCUCAAAAAAAACAAAACUGGACGCAGCGAGCAGCGGAGGCCGACAGCUCUCACUCAGCUGCUUCUUCAAAGCAGUGAAAGAGGAAAGUUGAGUGUGAAAGUCCAACAUGGGGCCUUCACAUGUGUAUCACAUGUGAGCUCCUCUGUUUCCACAUGAAUGUAUUGUUUUGAUCCCAUCAGCCAUUUCCAUCGAAAAUUUUUUGAAGAGAUAUGUUUUUUAAUUGCUUUGCAUUGAGUGUGUAUGAAGCUUUUAGUGCAUCAUGUUGAUUUUUAAUGACAUCAUUGCAGAUCAUGUUUUUAUCACCAUAUUAUGAUCAUGCAGACUUUAGCUUUUUCCCCUUUACCAUUAAGAUGUGAACACUUCCUCUACCGUUGAGUGUUUUACAGAGUUCUGCUAGUUUUCGGUUGGAGAACAUCAUUAGUGUUGAUGAAUAAUUGAUGAGAAAAACACUGGCAGUAAUUCAGCUGAACAAUGAGACAUAAGAUGUUUUCCUCAUAUAGCUCUAUUAACGUCCCUAUAUCCACUAACUGUUCACACAGUACACAACAAUACCUGUUUAUGAGCUCAUGUCAGUAUUAAAUAAAGUUUACAUUUG
Messenger RNA from Paralichthys olivaceus (Japanese flounder), 2203 nucleotides. RefSeq names its product mutY DNA glycosylase (gene mutyh). Gene Ontology annotation, biological process: base-excision repair; mismatch repair. Gene Ontology annotation, molecular function: oxidized purine DNA binding; 8-oxo-7,8-dihydroguanine DNA N-glycosylase activity; adenine/guanine mispair binding. Lineage: Eukaryota; Metazoa; Chordata; Actinopteri; Pleuronectiformes; Paralichthyidae. The record is from RefSeq and is a predicted model, not a curated record. Gene Ontology annotation, cellular component: nucleus.